CAAAUUGAAUAAUGCGUAUUCUGCGUCCAGGAUCCAACAAGACUACGUCAGCUAUAUGAGGAAUUCAAAAGGAACUACAGCAAAUCCUAUGAGGUUGAUGGUCAACGAUAUCAAGCGUUUCAAUAUUUUCGAGGACAAUCUAAAACAAGCAGAGUUUUAUCAAACUCUUGAACGUGGAACAGCUCUUUACGGUGUAACGCGGUUUUCGGAUCUCACUGGCGACGAAUUUCGGGAAGCCUUUUUGGGCCUUCGCCGUGAUCAGCAAUACUCGACGACGUCGCACAGUUAUGUGAAAAAGGACUCCGUUUCCAUCCCCCAGGACUACGACUGGCGAGUAUACGGUGCUGUUGGGCCAGUGCUGGAUCAGGGUCACUGUGGUUCUUGCUGGGCAUUUUCCGUCAUCGGCAACAUUGAGGGUCAAUGGUUUCGUAAAACUGGUCAGCUCGUUAGUCUGAGCAAACAGCGAGCUUCCAUGUCACCUGAACCACCGAUAUUGUCCCUAAUUGUACGCUUGCUUAAUCUGAACAAAUUGAAUAAUGCGUAUUCUGCGUCCAGGAUCCAACAAGACUACGUCAGCUAUAUGAGGAAUUCAAAAGGAACUACAGCAAAUCCUAUGAGGUUGAUGGUCAACGAUAUCAAGCGUUUCAAUAUUUUCGAGGACAAUCUAAAACAAGCAGAGUUUUAUCAAACUCUUGAACGUGGAACAGCUCUUUACGGUGUAACGCGGUUUUCGGAUCUCACUGGCGACGAAUUUCGGGAAGCCUUUUUGGGCCUUCGCCGUGAUCAGCAAUACUCGACGACGUCGCACAGUUAUGUGAAAAAGGACUCCGUUUCCAUCCCCCAGGACUACGACUGGCGAGUAUACGGUGCUGUUGGGCCAGUGCUGGAUCAGGGUCACUGUGGUUCUUGCUGGGCAUUUUCCGUCAUCGGCAACAUUGAGGGUCAAUGGUUUCGUAAAACUGGUCAGCUCGUUAGUCUGAGCAAACAGAACCUCCAUUUAGAUGACAAACUAAGAUUCUCGAUUUUCCGGGACAACUUGAAACGACUUCAACACCUUCGGAAACAUGAUCAAGGGACCGCAGUCUACGGGAUCACAAAAUUUUCCGAUUUAACAGCUGAGGAGUUUCGUCUCAGGUAUCUGGGAGCUCGAUUCCAUCUUGAAACCAGCCGUGCGGAACUCUAUGGUUUUGAUGGCCUGGGUGACGUCCCCGAAAAAUUCGACUGGCGGGAACUUGGAGCAGUCGGUCCCAUUCAGGAUCAGGGUGAACGUGGUUCUUGCUGGGCAUUUUCUACCAUAGGAAAUAUUGAAGGGCAGUGGUUUAAAAAGACCGGGCAGCUUCUCACAUUGAGUGAACAGCAACUGAUAGACUGUGAUUCCGUAGACGAUGGCUGUGGUGGCGGGUAUCCUCCGGACACCUAUGGUGACAUUGUCAAAAUGGGUGGCCUUGAACUCAACGCCGACUAUCCGUACACCGCAGCCGACGGUGUGUGCAAGAUGGACCGGUCAAAGUUCAAGGCUUACGUCAAUAAAUCCCUGGUCCUGCCAACCAAAGAAAAUCAGCAGGCUGUGUGGCUUGCGAAGAACGGUCCACUGAGUGCAGGCAUCAAUGCGGACUACCUCCAGGUAGUAACCUUGUUUUAUGAACGUUUUGUUAGUGACCCCACUACACUAAGCAAAUUCUG
Molecule: messenger RNA, 1683 nt
Organism: Opisthorchis viverrini
Lineage: Eukaryota; Metazoa; Platyhelminthes; Trematoda; Opisthorchiida; Opisthorchiidae
Exons: 10
Cellular component (GO): lysosome
Molecular function (GO): cysteine-type endopeptidase activity
Source: RefSeq, a predicted model, not a curated record